AUGGCGCAGAGCAACUACGUAUUCAAGUACAUCAUUAUUGGCGACAGCGGAGUUGGUAAGAGCUGUCUGCUGCUCCAGUUCACUGACAAACGCUUCGAGCCGCUACACGACUUGACGAUCGGCGUAGAGUUUGGUGCGCGGCUCAUCUCUAUUCAAGGGAGGAGCGUCAAGCUGCAGAUUUGGGAUACGGCAGGCCAGGAAAGCUUCCGUAGCAUCACCCGCAGCUACUACCGUGGUGCUAGCGGGGCACUGCUCGUCUACGACGUCACUCGACGCGACACUUUCACGCACCUGCAGAGUUGGCUGGAGGAUGCCAAGGCGAACGCAAAUACGGCACUCGUGAUUAUGCUGAUUGGCAACAAGUGCGACCUCGAUAGCAAACGUCAGGUGAGCCGCGAGGAAGGAGAGGCGUUUGCGCGCAGCAAUGGGCUGAUGUUUAUGGAGACAAGCGCCAAGACAUCAAAGAACGUCGACGAUGCUUUCCUGCAGACGGCAGCGCUCAUCUACGACAAUGUGCAGCUCGGAGUGAUCGAUGCAUCCGUCGUCUCUGGGCGUCCAGGGAUGCCUACAAGCAAUACGCAUACGGCGAACGUGAAUGCCAACAACAACAACAACAACAGCAGCAGCUGUGCCUGCUAG
Messenger RNA from Leishmania braziliensis MHOM/BR/75/M2904, 639 nucleotides. Its product is annotated as putative ras-related protein rab-2a. The record is from RefSeq and is a predicted model, not a curated record. Gene Ontology annotation, cellular component: Golgi apparatus. NCBI's taxonomy places the organism in Eukaryota, Euglenozoa, Kinetoplastea, Trypanosomatida, Trypanosomatidae. The coding region runs from base 1 to 639 and encodes 212 amino acids. Gene Ontology annotation, molecular function: GTP binding; GTPase activity. The transcript has a single exon.